CAGAUACUUUUAGCGGAACCUUCAGUGGCAAACGUGUGUAAUGCACGGACCCAAAAUACAGGCGAACACGUUUCAUCGGUCCGUCCCUUCAACAUUUCCCCCGCAUGAUACGCAUGAGAAAGACAGACGUCAACUAAUAAGCAAAGAUGCCAAAAAUAGCAAAAAGCAAGGGGAAAGGACAAGCGGAGAAAGUGGUUCAUCCAUGCAGUAGGAAAGCUGGCUAUAUGGCAAGAGCUGUUAGCAAACAUGAGAGGAAGGAAAAGUUAAAGGGUGAAAAGGCACAGCGUCUAAACCUGAUUGGUGAAAAACUUUUGUGGUUCCAAAGCCAACUUGACCCUGACAAGGCUGAAUACAGCAAACAUGAUGCUUGUGACAUCAUUGAGAGGUACCUGCACCGGUUUGAUAGAGAGCUGGAGCAGAUAGAGUUAGCGAAUAGUAUUAAAGGACGACAGGGUCGUCAGCAUGGCUCCAGAGAGGCGAUCAUCAGACAGAUAAUGGAACGAGAGCGCGCACAGUAUGAGGGCAAUGUGUUUGAAAUUCCUGACAUCAUUAACUCCAAACAUUUAAAGACAUUCAGAGAGUGGAACGGUGACCUAAAGAAACUCCCCAACAUUAAGAUGAGAAAAGUUUCAGCAAAAGGCAUUGACAGCACAGUUGCUGUUGCUUCCCACAAUGCACAGAUGGAGGAAGAGAAUGAAGAAAAUGAGUCAUGUCAGAAUUCUGAUACUAACUCAUAGUACUGUGAAAUCCUGUAGUUCUACUACAUUACAGCUCAGUGUAGAGGAAACAAAACCACGCUGUGUGUGAGAGCAAUGGACACAGUAGUUGAGAAACAAGUUUGGGACUUGUAUCAUCUGAGAUGUACGUACAGUGAGUACAUUGGUCUCAUGUACUCGGAGGACACCUGAUCUCUUGUUAUUUACUCAUCUGGACCCCAAAAAUAGUUUUCUUAAGAAUACGAUUACUUGGUCACUCAGGUAACACAAUUUCAUCAUAAUAUAAAUAAACAGACUGUGAAACAGUUUCAUACAUUCAGAUUUAUUGCACUGGUUUUGCAUGUUUUUAAGAUGUGCAUUUAAGUGUUAACAUUGACGUUCAGCACUAAAUCAAUAAACUCACUCGAUCCUAGCAUUUCAAUUGAGA
This is a messenger RNA of Triplophysa dalaica, 1143 nucleotides long. RefSeq names its product translation machinery associated 16 homolog (gene tma16). Lineage: Eukaryota; Metazoa; Chordata; Actinopteri; Cypriniformes; Nemacheilidae. The record is from RefSeq and is a predicted model, not a curated record. Gene Ontology annotation, cellular component: nucleus.